GAAGGGAAAGGAAAGGGAAUGGAAAGGAAAGGGAAUCGAAGAGGGAAGCUAUUAGAGUGCAGAGCCAAGUUCAGUGGGGCCUGUCUUCUAGCUUCCCUCAGCUAGGCUGCCGUUGUCUUGCUGCUCUGCGUCGUUUGUCGUGGGGGAGAGAGAUGUUGGGGCGCCCUGCAUUGCGUUAGUUUGGGCCAUUGUCAGUAGUUCUAGGCUCGUAGUGCAGACUGAAACCAGGGGGAGAGGGAGGGAGCCAGACAGAGAGAGUUUCAGGCAGAGUCUGGAGCCCUGACAUUGCAGACAACGCAGGUGCCCGUUGCAGCUCAGACACAUCCCUCUGUGCAGAUCCUCUCCCCAUGGUUGGUUGGGAUCAGUAGCAGGGUUUGCGUUGCUGGAGCGCGCAGCUGGUUUGCGGGAGAGGAGAGCGAUACUCUAUGCUCAAUAGGCGGUUCAGAAGGUUGAUUCCCUGUUUGGACGUCCUUGGAUCCUCCCUUAGUAUCUCUACUUAAGAGUGCGCUUAGUUGAUGGAACCUGCACAAUUGGCCGUCUCGCUUUCUUCCCACGGGCAAGUAACUGGCACUGACCGAGCACUGACUAUCACUUGAUAAACUCCACUGAAGAUGGUGUUAGUGUGAAGUACCUUGAUCAUGAUUCACUACUAGCCAGCUCAGAGAGGUAUUUGCCCAGAUGAUACGAGUCAAGGAAUCAUAUUACUUGCGACAAGGAGUGAGGACGAGCUGAGAAUCAUCAAGUUGGUGUGAGUCUGCACUCUACUCCGUACCUUUGUGAGUUUACAGGAUUUGACGGAGGCCCUACUUCUUGGAGGAUCCCUUACUGCCAGAGAAUUUGAUUUAUGUACAUGGUGAAGAGCAGACCGAGGGUAUAUGUUAAAGUAGCAUUCGUUUCGCGGCGGUGCUCCGUGAGUGAGUCUUUGGUUCAGCUGAAGGUGCGAGGUAUUUCGACAAUGCACUCCGUAAAAGUGUAGUAGCAACUACGUUCCGAAGUGAUACUACAUUUGAACAAUGGGGGGAGUAGGGGAGGAUAAAUCUGACGAACGAGUGUCAGUGCAGCCAGAUUUAGUGAAUGAUGGGAAGAGGCCCGCUGAAAGUAGCCUUCCUUCCAGACAGAUAGAGCCCCUGCCCGUGGACCAUACACACAAUGCUAAGAACUUAGGUUCGUGGGCCCGCCGCACUGGCUAUAGGAGCUCUCGCCCAGGUGAUAAUCGGACCGACAUUGAGAUGAGCGAGGCUUUGGCUGGUUCCCGAGGUGCUCCUGUUGUUGCGGGAAAUCCUUCGAUCAAACGAACUCCAAGCCCUCCGCUGUCAGCUCCCAAAGUUUCCAACGUAUCUCAAUCUAGUGCCCCAUAUCAACCCAUUAAGGCUCCGACUAGUGUCGCUCUUCAACCCCCUCCGGGUAAGGCACCGCCUGGCUAUGCAGCCGUGUCCUCUGCUGCUAGGGACAUAGAGAGUGGCGUUUCCAUAUCUCCAGCAAAUGCAGCAAGUGGAGCCCACGAGCCUGAAAGAGCAAGAAAUGUGCAUCCUCAAAGUGCGGCUACUACUGUGCCAGGUGCAGCCGGAGCACCUGGGCCCUUUCUUCCUGGCAGAAGAGGACAUGAGUCGCUGAAUACAAGUGGGGUACAGAGCAGUGCAGGCACAAGUGGACCUCUCAAUAUAGAGCCGCUUCGAAUGGAACGGAACAUGUACAAGGACUCAGAUGUGGACAAUAUGUCGCAAUCGCAAGAUCCAGACGACUAUUUAGCAACGAAACAUUCUCACAUGAAGUAUGAAAUUCGUGAGCAUCCUGGACUAGUUCCCUUGAUCCUGUAUGGCGUACAGCACUAUCUAUCUAUUAUCGGUUCUCUCAUUUUGAUUCCUCUAGUCAUCGUGCCUGCUAUGGGUGGCUCCAGUAGAGAUACCGCAAAGGUUAUUUCAAGCAUGUUUAUGGUGUCCGGAAUAUCCACGCUGCUUCAUUGUCUCUUUGGAACACGGCUACCCCUGGUACAAGGAGCUUCAUUUGUUUAUCUCGGUCCAACUCUUGCUAUCGUGUUCUCGCCUCGGUUUACUAUCGGUUCACAAGAAGAUAGGUUUAAGAGUACAAUGAGGGAAUUGCAAGGAGCUAUCAUCAUAUCCUCUCUGUUUCAAACGUUGCUAGGGUUCAGUGGUUUCAUGACAUUGUUGCUCCGAGCAAUCAAUCCCGUGGUGGUGGCCCCGACUGUAACUGCAGUAGGGCUUGCAUUUUUUGCAUAUGGAUUUCCCGUUGUUGGUACUUGUGUCGAAAUUGGCAUUCCACAGUUUGUAGUUGUCCUCUUCUUAGCACUGUAUAUGAGGAAAAUAUCAGUUUUGGGACACCGUAUCUUCCAAGUUUAUGCGGUGCCUUUGGGACUGGCAGCAGUCUGGGCUUAUGCAUUUUUGCUUACAGAGUCGAAAGUUUACACCUACAAGGGCUGUGACUUUAGCCUCCGCAACAAUGCAACAGCUGACCUCACACCGUCGUGUCAAAAGCAUAUGAUCAAAAUGUCUAAUUGUCGUACAGAUGCCUCUGACGCUCUAAGUUCUACGUCUUGGUUUUGGGUUCCAUAUCCAUUUCAAUGGGGCGUUCCUACUUUUCACUGGCAAACUGGAAUUGUAAUGAUCGUGGCAUCUAUCAUUGCUACAGUCGAUUCGGUAGGUUCGUAUCAUGCAGCUUCCCUACUUGUGGCUUCUAGGGCACCUACUCCAGGUGUAGUUAGCCGGGGGAUCGGGAUGGAGGGAGUGACCAGUUUCUUGGCUGGACUUUGGGGUACCGGAGCGGGUGCCACCACCUUGACUGAGAAUGUCCAUACAAUUGCUGUCACCAAGAUGGGCAGUCGGAGAGCUGUGGAGUUUGGGGCAUGUGUGAUGAUUGGAAUCUCUCUCGUUGGAAAAAUCUCUGGAUUUAUCGCAUCUAUACCGCAAGCAGUUGCUGGUGGCCUGCUCGUUUUUAUGUGGACAUUACUGGCUGCCUUGGGCCUUUCGAAUUUGCGUUAUAGUGAAACGGGAAGCUCUAGGAAUGUUCUCAUCGUGGGCCUCUCCCUCUUCCUUUCGCUAUCUAUUCCUGCCUACUUCCAGCAGUACAGCGGUGUUCCAGUCGUGGCAGGGGUUCCUUCAUACUUCCAGCAAUAUGCCCACUCAGGUCAUGGCCCAUUUCACUUCGAUAAGAAGUAUGAGAAUGUGAACUUUGCAUUGAAUACCAUAUUUUCUAUGAAUAUGUCCAUUGCUUUUUUGGUUGCGUUCUUCCUCGACAACACAGUACCAGGCAGCCGACAAGAGAGAGGGACUUACAUUUGGAGCAAUGGAAGAACAGCUAGGAACGACCCAACUGUAGUGAAAGAGUACGGCUUGCCCUUUGGGUUGAGUAGAUAUUUCAUGUGGUGUAGAUGGAUGGGUCUCUGAUUCUUGUAACAAAAAAUAGACCUAGAAGAUUCCAUGCCUAGUUGUAAGAACUAUGGCUUGAGAUUCUUACUGUUCCAAAGAGUGGGCAUUUGUGAUGUGGGUCGUAGUUCGAGGAAACAUCUGUAGUUAGCCCAGAGUGUCAGCUUUUAUCCUUGUGCUCACAUUUCAAACCUCAAAAGUUGUGCUUGUGUUUUUGAAAGUGCAAUCAAUUUACCUGUAUAGGUCCUGAUUUUGUUUGUCA
Physcomitrium patens is the source of this 3642-nucleotide messenger RNA. RefSeq names its product nucleobase-ascorbate transporter 12. Gene Ontology annotation, biological process: transmembrane transport. Gene Ontology annotation, molecular function: transmembrane transporter activity. The record is from RefSeq and is a predicted model, not a curated record. Lineage: Eukaryota; Viridiplantae; Streptophyta; Bryopsida; Funariales; Funariaceae. Gene Ontology annotation, cellular component: membrane.